GUGCGCAUCGUCUCCGUGCUCUUCGCGGUUUGCCCUUGGCUUUUAUGCGCUUGUGAAGUUCCGUUAGUCACGUCGCGCGGAUGGGAGUGUUUUCCCCAGUGGGUUAAUAAUUGACGUGGGUGCCUCUUGGCGGCGUUAAAGAAAUCGAUGUGAAAUGGCCGCAAUAAUGUGUUCGUAAAAUCCUGAGCAGGGGAGUUGGCGUUGAAGGGGGAGAAGCAGGAGAAGGAGGGAGAAAAAACCUGGGCAGAGGUUAAGAGUCACUGGUAGGACUUAUGACGUGGUUUACUGGGCAAAAUGAGGAAGUGAGGGUUAAAAGCUGACGUUUGCGAAGCUACAUUUCAUUUGUCGGCUGUUGAGCGAGAUAAGUGUCCCAUAUUUGCCCAUUUUUUCCUGCUUUGAACGGGAUGUCCUGAGAUCUGGAGCUCCGCUUGUGAUUGGACGUUCACUGCUCGAAUGGACAGUCAGCACACAGCCAGGAAAGUUUACUGCACCGCGGGAUGACACUCAGGAUUUAACUGGCAAUUAUUACAAGGUUUUAAGUUUUCUCAAUUACUUGUUUCCUGGCUGCUGUGAGCAUGGCGCUUUAUGUCCAAGGGCUGAGUAAAGGAGUGCUCAACGGAGAGAUGUCUCACUUCCAGGAAAUGAUGCGGCAACAGCUGGAGAGCUCCAUACACUGCGAGAUGGAGAAGUUGCUGGACACCGCAGCGGGCGUGGAAAGAGAGGCGUGCAAAAAAGACUUUGAAGGCUUCAGGAGUCUCUUCCACAGAUUCCUGCAAGUGAAGGGUCCGUCGGUGGAGUGGAUCAAGAUACAGCGACCGCCGGAGGACUCAAUCCAACCAUAUGACAAGAUUGCGGCACGAGGCCUGCCAGAGGGCGUUGCUGACAGCCUGAACAAGCUGGUGGUGGUGAAGCUGAACGGGGGUCUCGGUACCAGCAUGGGCUGCAAGGGUCCCAAGAGUCUGAUCAGUGUCCGCAACGAGAACACCUUUCUGGACCUUACAGUGCAGCAGAUAGAGCAUCUCAACAAGACGUACAACACCGACGUUCCACUGGUGCUCAUGAACUCGUUCAACACGGAUGAAGACACCAAGAAGAUUCUGCAGAAGUACUCGCACCACCGCGUCAAGAUCCACACCUUCAACCAGAGCAGGUAUCCUCGCAUCAACAAAGAGUCGCUGCUGCCUGUGUCCACCAGCCUGAGUACGGCAGGCCAAAACGCCGAAGGCUGGUACCCGCCGGGCCAUGGCGACAUCUACGCCAGCUUCUACAACUCGGGCUUGCUGGAGCAGCUGAUUGCCGAUGGCAAAGAGUACAUCUUUGUGUCCAACAUUGACAACCUGGGCGCCACCGUCGACCUCCACAUCCUCAAUCACCUCGUGGGGCGGCACAAUGGAAAACGAUGCGAAUUUAUCAUGGAAGUGACGGACAAGACGCGCGCUGACGUCAAGGGUGGCACGCUGAUCGAGUACGAGGGCAAACUGCGUCUGCUGGAGAUCGCUCAGGUGCCCAAAGCGCACGUGGAUGAGUUCAAGUCAGUGUCCAAGUUCAAGAUCUUCAACACCAACAACCUUUGGAUCUCGCUGGCCGCCAUCAAGAGGCUGCAGGAGCAGAAGGCCAUGGACAUGGAGAUCAUCGUCAAUACCAAGACGCUGGAUGGAGGUCAGAAUGUGAUCCAACUGGAGACAGCGGUGGGUGCCGCCAUCAAGUGCUUUGACAACGCCAUGGGCAUCAACGUUCCCCGUAGCCGCUUCCUGCCAGUUAAAACCACCUCGGACCUCCUGCUGGUCAUGUCCAACCUGUACAGCCUUCAUGCCGGAUCUCUCACUAUGAGCCCCCGUAGGGAGUUCCCCACCACUCCACAUGUGAAGUUGGGGAGCUCCUUCACCAAGGUGCAGGAGUAUCUGACGCGCUUCGAGAGCAUCCCCGACAUGCUGGAGUUGGACCACCUGACUGUGUCCGGAGACGUCACCUUCGGCAAGAACGUCUCACUCAAGGGUACGGUGAUAAUUAUCGCUAACCACGGCGACCGCAUUGACAUACCUGCCGGUUCCAUGUUGGAGAACAAGAUUGUUUCGGGGAACCUGCGCAUCCUGGACCACUGAGGCCACGCCCAGGUGUCCUAAGACCCCACCCACCGCCUGCCUGGCUUCAUCCCAAUCAUGUGACCUUUUUUUGUUAAGAGACGCUGCCCCUGAUGGCCAGCAAACCGCACUACAACCCUCACGAGUGAAUUCAGUAGAACGUGAUACUACAGUAUUGUUGCGUGCUAACAUGGACUCGAGUAGUCUGACUGAAAUUAAGCGAAAGGCCUUAUGUACCCAUUGUAUCACAAUGUUGUGCUUUAUUUUUCCUUUUCUUGUACUUUUCUUUGUGUCAUCAAUCAUCAUGAGAUGCCAAACAAACACAGAGCGAGAGUGAAAGCAGCAAUAAGUUGUUGAAGAGUGUCUUAGGUCUGAUUAAAGUGCAAUAGCAAACAUUCAACUAUAA
Messenger RNA from Corythoichthys intestinalis (scribbled pipefish), 2487 nucleotides. RefSeq names its product UDP-glucose pyrophosphorylase 2b (gene ugp2b). The transcript is spliced from 10 exons. NCBI's taxonomy places the organism in Eukaryota, Metazoa, Chordata, Actinopteri, Syngnathiformes, Syngnathidae. Gene Ontology annotation, cellular component: cytoplasm. Gene Ontology annotation, biological process: UDP-alpha-D-glucose metabolic process; glycogen metabolic process. The coding region runs from base 576 to 2102 and encodes 508 amino acids. Gene Ontology annotation, molecular function: UTP:glucose-1-phosphate uridylyltransferase activity. The record is from RefSeq and is a predicted model, not a curated record.